This is a messenger RNA of Sturnus vulgaris (Common starling), 6128 nucleotides long. RefSeq names its product fibroblast growth factor receptor like 1 (gene FGFRL1). Gene Ontology annotation, molecular function: fibroblast growth factor receptor activity; fibroblast growth factor binding. The record is from RefSeq and is a predicted model, not a curated record. Lineage: Eukaryota; Metazoa; Chordata; Aves; Passeriformes; Sturnidae. Gene Ontology annotation, cellular component: plasma membrane.
UCCUCCGCAAAUUGUUAACCUGAAAUCUUGUUUUAUGGCCACUUGCUAGCGUUUUGUUUGCCUUCCAGACUGGUUCUGUACAGGAUACCAAAGAAUUAUGCAUUAACUGUAAACUUAGAGGAGCUUACUGGCCUCAGUGGGUUUUUGAUUUAUAUCAGGCAAAAGCAGAGAGGAGGGCAAAGUUUUGCUCACGGAGCACCAAGGAAUGAAUUACAAGUUUGAGAGGACAGUAGCCUGUGCGAUACGGCGGGAUCUGUUUUUCAAAAUGGAAUUGCAGCUGGCGCUCCUUUUCGCAGGGAUAAUUGCAUUUUCGGACUCGGCGAGAGGCCCCCCCAGGAUCGCUGAUAAAGUGAUUCACCGCCAGUCCGUGAGGCUGGGCAGGACCAUCAAGCUCCUGUGCCCGGUGGAAGGCGACCCCCCGCCCCUCACCAUGUGGAUGAAGGACGGACGGACUAUCCACAGCGGCUGGACGCGGUUCCGCAUCCUCCAGCAAGGGCUGAAAAUCAAGGAGGUGGAGAGCGAAGAUGCAGGGACCUACAUCUGCAAAGCCACCAACGGCUUCGGCAGCACCAACGUGAACUACACCCUCAUCGUCAUCGAUGAUGCCAGCUCAGGAAAGGACGGCCAGGUGCCUGAAGGCUCCAAUGGAGAAUAUGAAGAUCAUUCUGGGAAGCAGUGGGCCCGGCCCAGGUUCACUCAGCCUGCCAAGAUGAGGCGGAGAGUGAUCGCCCGCCCCGUCGGCAGCUCCAUCCGCCUCAAGUGCGUGGCCAGCGGCAACCCCAGGCCUGACAUCACCUGGCUGAAGGACAACAAGCCCCUCACUCCCCAGGAGAUUGGGGAGAACAAGAAGAAGAAGUGGACGUUGAACCUGAAGAACCUGAAGCCGGAGGACAGCGGGAAGUACACCUGCAGGGUGUUUAACAAAGUUGGGGAAAUCAACGCAACGUACAAAGUUGAAGUGAUCCAGAGGACGAGGUCCAAGCCCAUCCUGACAGGGACACACCCCGUGAACACCACGGUGGACUACGGUGGGACCACCUCCUUCCAGUGCAAAGUGCGCAGCGACGUCAAACCCGUCAUCCAGUGGCUGAAGAGGGUGGAGUAUGGCACGGAGAGCAAGUACAACUCCACCAUCGAUGUCGGGGGACAGAAGUUCGUCGUGCUGCCCACGGGGGAGGUCUGGUCCCGCCCAGAUGGUUCCUACCUGAACAAACUGAUGAUUACUCGAGCCAAGGAGGAGGAUGCAGGGAUGUACAUUUGCCUCGGGGCAAACACCAUGGGCUACAGCUUCCGAAGUGCUUUUCUCACAGUCCUGCCAGAUCCCAAGCCUCCCAGCGCACCUGUGCCCCCUUCCUCGGCCAGCAGCCUGCCCUGGCCCGUGAUCAUUGGCAUCCCUGCUGGAGCUGUCUUCAUCUUUGGGACCAUCCUGCUGUGGCUGUGCCAGUCCAAGAAGAAGCCCUGCUCCCCUCCAGCCGCGGCCCCCGUGCACCGCGCGCAGCCCCGCGACAGGAUCUGCGUCCCCCAGGUCCCCGACAAAGACUGCAUCUCCUCCAUUAACUACGAGGAAUACGUGGCCCAGCAGCAGCAUUUACUGUCCCAGGGGCCCGCCCUGGCCCCUGCCAUGGCCUCCAAAAUGUACCCAAAGAUUUACACGGACAUCCACACCCACACCCACUCGCACGUGGAAGGCAAGGUCCACCAGCACCAGCACAUUCAGUACCAGUGCUGAGGGUUGUACAGUGCCUCUUUUGGGCUUUUCCUCGUGGUACCUCAGCAGAGACUGCUCCGAGUCAGCUCGCACUGCCAGCAACAGGCAAAGCAACAGAAAAGGUUAUAUAUGUAAUUUUAAAUAUAUAUAUAUACAUAUAUAUAUAAUUGUAUAUGCGUGUGUGUAUGUGUGUAUAUAUAUAUGUGUAUAUAUCUAUAUCUAUCUAUAUAAAUAUAUAUAUAAUAGAGAAAGACAGAGAGAGAAAAGAGAUUUUUUUUUUUUUUUAAUUAUUGCAAUCAGGAUGUAGCCGAGGAAUAAUGAAGGAACUCCAAUUCACAGCAGGGAGGCAGCUGUCUCCAGCAGCAGAGCCUUCCUGGAUAUUUUAAUCAAAGUGGCAACAAGUGGGAUGGGACACAGGGAUGUGAACCACCACCUCCUUCCUUGUGCUACUGGAAGGAGCAGGUAGAGCAAGAGGUGUGUGUGGAUUUUUCUGGAUGGGCCUGGAUGCCUGCUGAGCAUCACUUGUUUUGGUGGGAAGCCCCCAGACCUGUCCUGCUCUGAGUGACUCAAGCUCUAAUGUACUUCAGGUUUAGUGCCAAAGCACCAGGAGACAUAACCCAUUCAUCUCUUCCAUGGAAAAAAAUAACACAAGAGGGUCUGGAAAAACCAAUUUCUGUUCACAAAGUGAAAUGCCAUGUGCUUCUCAGUCGUGGUCAGCACAAUCAGCUGAACCAACCAAGCUGGUUGGUUCAGUUUCUGCAAGGUGAAGGCAUCUUGUUUCCCGUGGGAUGUUCUGCAGAUCAGCUCCACUCCCCUGGUCCUAGGACUCAGUGCCACUGCCAGGAAAAAGGAAAGAAGGAAAGAGGAACAUUGUACAGAACACCUUUAUAUUUAUAUUUAAGAAAUAAUAAUAAUUAAUAAUAAUAAUUGAACUGCUGAUGGUGAAGAAAGCAAAACACACUGUCCUUCUCUGAUGGCUUAGAGUGACAAGCUACUGGAUUUUCUGCAUCAAUGCAAAAUACAUGAAAGCAUUAGAAAAAUAGUAAGAAGCAAAGAGAGUGAAAUAAUCUCGUAGGAAAACAUUGCAUUUGAGAAAUAUCCACCUAGGUUGUGUGUGGUUGUCCCCUCCCCUCAGAUAUCACUUCGUAAGUGAUAACACAUUGCAGUUCAAAUAACAGUAAAAACAGAAAGAAGAGAAAAUAAAUAAGGACCAUAUUAAAUACCUAUAUGGACUGGAAAUGAAUCCAAUUGCAAAAUAUAAAACCUUUGUAAUUCUAUAUAGAGUUUAAACAGAAGUCAUGUAUAUUUAAUUUAUUUUGUUAAACAAGAAAAAAAUGUAUGAUAUUUUCCUCAAAACAGGCAUUUCUAUAUGUAUUUUUGAUCAAAGAAAAUAAAGAUUUUUUUCAGGUUCUGUAGAUGCCAUGCUCAGAACACACUUGAUGUAGCUUGUGACCAACUGUGCUUCUCCUAACUUGGAGGCCACCUGUCUCUAUGCCUUUUCACACUAGCCAGGUGUCAUCUCCUGUCACCUCAGGUGCUGCUGGUGCCAUCCUGUCCAUCAGAAACUGACAUUUUCCACUUUCUGCAUUCUGACUGCAAGGGUCUGCAGUGGCCAGAUCACUUCUCAUGGACCCCAGCCAUCUUCAGUAGCAGAGUUCUCCUCUCACAGGGAAACCUGUUUCACUAUGCAUUUCUGGGGGGUGUGGGAGGAUGAUUCAUUAGUUUUUUAAGCCCAGACCUGCAGUGGUUUGUUGGCUUGGAUUUUUUUUUUGUUUGGUUCUUUUUUUAAGAAAAUUUUGUAAAUCAAAGCAUAAUAAUUUGUGAAGCUGUAAAAGGAACUUUGGCCUCAGGGUGCUUGGAAGGGGAAAUCAUGAAAUGUAGGUGAAACACUCAAUUUGUAACUGCAGCUGCUUUAGGAGCCAGUGGAGGGUGAGCUGGGCACAGUGAGGAGAGAACACAGGAGCUGCUCCCCUUCAGGGGAGCUUGAACCUUCCUUCUGCUGCACACCACAGAGAGGCACCCAGCUCUUCAGAUGCCAAAAUUUUUUUUGGAGAAAGCAGGUUCAGUAAUGAUGCAACUGUUUCUCUUCAUUUGCAGUUUGAUGGUUUAAAAAAGAAAAAAAAGAAAAUUUGAAACAUGCUAAUUUUUAAGUUUGGUGAGUUUGGAACUACUUUCUUCUUAAGCCUGUUCCAUGAAAGAGAUACUCACCAAACCAGCUGCUCCAUUUAAAAGUGAAACACUUUAUUUAAUCUGAAACAAAGCUGUGCUUUUAGGCUUUGCUUUUCUCUGAACAUUUCUGGAGGUAUUUGCUCUGUGUUGACCCGCAGUGAUUUUUUCUGGUGGUUUGUUUGAAUCACCAGCAAACCAAACAGUUCCCUGUUUGCUCAGCCGUGGUGCUGCGAGAUGGGGCCCUGAUUCAGUGAAACACGUCAGCUCCUGCUUUCUUCACCAAUACAUUCUGCUCCAAAAAGUCCCUUUCUUGCCUCAGGAGUAGUUUAUCCAUGUAAUAACCCCUAGGGGAAGACAUUCUCUCUCAUGAUGGUCCUCCUGUAGAGAUUGUAAUAAAGCAACCCAUUGAUAACUAGUAUUUUUCAGCAGGAGGGUUCAAUGCAAAUUUACGAAAUCCCUAAAAUUCAGAUUAAGGAUAUCUUUAUAUGCAUCCUCUCAGCUUCAGGGAGAGCUGAGAAUAGCUUAAGUGUGAGCACUGUUACAAGGUAUGAUUUAGGCAGGCUGUAGUAUACUGAGUCAUUUCAUUAAAAAAAAAAAAGCCCCUAUACACUAAGGGCAUUACCUUUAUUUCAAGGAGACAGUAAGUGUAUGUUUCCACGAGAGAUAUUAAUGUCUACAUCUCAUAUCUUGUGCCUGUGGGAAGCUACUUAGUACACUGUAGUAUGUCCCAAACUCCUGCACAUUCCAGCAGCAUCAGGGGCAUGGCAAAGGGCAGGAUUCCCCUGCAAGCCCGUGGCCCUUCUCUGCUCUCUGGGCCAGUGUUGUAGCAAGGAGACACUUCUGACCUAUGCUCUGUGAGCAGUACUGACACCAGCUUGAGGUGGAGGCGAGCACUGGAUUUGUGGGGUUCAGUCCUAACCAAACCCUGAGAGAUUUUCUGACAGCACCAGCUCAAGUGGCAGCUCUGUCUGAGCCUCAGGAAGGGGGUUAGUGGGUUAAGAAGAGCACUCCUGCAUUUCCCAUAGAGCACAGAAUUCCAGGCUGUGCAUAGCACUCUCCACCAGUGCCUUCUGCCCUUUGUGACCCAGCUCUGCAGUGCUGUAUCAUGCAGGCAAAACCUUUACAUUUUGUCAGAUGGCUCAAAUGGAAGGAGUGGUUUCUUCCUGCCCUUCAAAGCUCCUGAAUCAAAGAUGAAUCUCUAGAGCUGCUGACAGAGUUCUCCAAAGACAAACAUUGCAUUAAACUACCCCGUGUGGAUGAUGCACCAUCCCAGGGCAGCUGCAGCUCUUGGCUGUGGCACUGAGAAUGCAGCUCUGGUUUUGGAUGCACUAUGAGAGAUGCUGUAAAGGUCUUGAUUUGCAGAAAGAGUGGGGAUUUCAUCCUGCCUUGGGUACCUGCUCCAUCCUGAUCACCAAAAAUGGUGUGAAAUUUCCCCUGAGGGAAACACCAUCACAUACCCUGUUUAGGAGGGGCUGUGUUUUUUGUCUGGGCCCUGCUCUGGCUUGCUGUGCCUGGAUGGAUUUCACAUUUUCGAGGAAUUAUUUUUCCUUCACAAGGCAUCUCUGAGACCUUUUCUGAGUCACCCUGUCCCAAGCCCUACUGCAUGCCAUUGAAUUUUAGGGCUUGAUUGUGCCUUGCAUAUAUUGCAAAGUCUUCCGUCAUUUUAAAUAAAUUAAUUAAGUUUUAAUAAAUUCAACCAGGUCAUAGUUGUAUAUGAAUAUGUUCUUUGUUCAGUGGGAAAAGAUUUGGAUGCAUCUUCGUCCCUAAAUAGAGGGUGUUCAAAGAAAACCAUUGUCUUGUUUGUGGUAACUGACCCUAUGCUGAACACAGAUUUUUUAUUUUACAUAUUUUUAUACAUAUGCAUACAGGGGUAUAGAUGUACAUGCCGGUUGUGAUACAGAAGGCAGUUACACUUCUAAAACCAUGGAGCUUCAAAGAUCAAAGGAAUUUUAGGCUUAAAACUCACUAUCUUUGUUAAUUUUAUUUGCAUUACAGAUCAAACAUGGCUUUACCUACCAGUUUGUGCAUGGCAUUUUUUAACUUUGUAUGGACAAUCUUUCUGUGGUUGGCCCCUUUCGAACUGAAAACUUAUCAGGCAUUGAUGAUAAAAAAGUGUUCUGUGGUUUACAUUUGGUGACAAAUACAAUAACUGAACACAUCAAAGGAGACAGAAUGGCACAGUGUGUCUGUGGCUUUGUAAUAAAAGUUGCAGGGAGAAAAAGGAAUAAAAGCCUGGAAUUGUGUUAAUACA